GUCUUGAUUUUGAAUUGAUCAUACUCUUCCAUCUAGAAGCGAGGUCUUGAUUGAACACCCGAACUUCCCAAUGCAGCAAAAAUGAGUGAUGGGCAAUGUCUUGAAGUUGUCCAAGCUGCCCAACUCUUGAGUGAAGGCAAGCCAGCUGCUGCAAUUGAGUGUCUUGAAGCCAUCAACACCCUGGAUUUAGAUGGACACUUGCUUAUGGCCGAAGCCCUUUGGACUAUGGCAGGUCCUGGUGGCACAAGAGAAUCUUUAGUGCAUUACCAAGCAGCAGAGGCAGCUGCCGGUUCUGACAUUUCGAAGCGAGCAGCUGUUGCUCUCGGACAUGGGUGGGCGCUUAUGCAAUUGAAAGAUCCUUCAGCACGGAAGAAGCUAGAUUUGGCCCGCACCUUGGCUCAGCAGGAUGGCAACGCAGCAGCUAUCCAAUUUGUGGACGGCUUGCUCAACAAUGAAAACGCCGACUCCUCUGAUGUGAGUUCAAUAGAAUCAACCUGGGCAGCUUUUGUAGCUGCUUCCUUGGGCGACCAACAAGGCCUCAAUGCCAUUUUGUUCAUGCGCGGCAGUAUCAAAGAACCGGAAGAUGAAAGAUCGGCUCUCGGAGUGAUGAAACUGAAAUCAGCUGGCGUCAAGGCGGUGAAAGCUGUGAAUGUAAAUGAGUCAGGACCUGAUUUGCCUGGAGGCUUGCAGACUCUUUCAAGUCUCGCUGUUGCGCUUCCGCAGCUCUAUUUAAAUGGGGUCCUUGUCGAGAGCUGGCUGGAGCUGGAUGAAGCGGAGUUUCGGGAUCUUCUUGUUAGAGGGGGUGCUGAAAUGAAUGAGAUGGAGCUGUCAAGCUUUGAAGCUGCCCCGAAAUCUGCAGAAGCUCUUGAGCAAGCAUGGGAGCACCUUGCGCCCAAGGUGAAAGAAAGGCUGGAGGCACAGCCAGAGAUGCCUUGUGGGCAUUCCUGCAACACUUGCCCCACCAAACAUGAUUGCCAGCUUCAUGAUGCUGUAGGUCACGUGCGAGACAUUGAAGAUCUGGCUUGAGUUGAGAAGAAAAAGCAGACUUGAGCGCGUAUCAAAUCUCUGUCUUUGGAGA
Molecule: messenger RNA, 1078 nt
Organism: Durusdinium trenchii
Lineage: Eukaryota; Dinophyceae; Suessiales; Symbiodiniaceae
Source: the annotation of a GenBank genome assembly